Salarias fasciatus (jewelled blenny) is the source of this 716-nucleotide messenger RNA. RefSeq names its product ubiquitin-conjugating enzyme E2C. The record is from RefSeq and is a predicted model, not a curated record. The transcript has 7 exons. The coding region runs from base 108 to 632 and encodes 174 amino acids. Lineage: Eukaryota; Metazoa; Chordata; Actinopteri; Blenniiformes; Blenniidae.
GCUCAGUUUAAACCGAGGGGCGGGAGGGAGCUCAGUUUGAAUCCGUCCGCUAGCAGCUCCGCUCGGAUUGAACAUCCAGAGUUUCCGGUACCGGACAGUUAGCGCUGAUGGCCUCCCAAAAUAUGGACCCCGCAGCGGCUACAGCUUCUUCCACGGCCGCUCUAAAGGGCAGUGAGAGCGGCGGCAGCGCGGCCAGAGGCUCGGUCUCCAAACGGCUGCAGCAGGAGCUGAUGACUCUCAUGAUGUCGGGGGAUAAGGGCAUCUCGGCGUUUCCAGAGUCGGAUAAUCUCUUCAGAUGGGUGGGAACGAUCGAUGGAGCUCAGGGGACGGCGUACGAGGGCCUGCGGUACCGCCUGUCCCUGGACUUCCCCGCCGGCUACCCGUACCAGGCGCCGCGGGUGAAGUUCGUGACGGCGUGUUUCCAUCCCAACGUGGACGAGCAGGGCUUCAUCUGCCUGGACAUCCUGAAGGACAAGUGGUCCGCCCUGUACGACGUGCGCUCCAUCCUGCUGUCCAUCCAGAGCCUGCUGGGAGAGCCCAACAUCGACAGUCCCUUGAACGCCACGGCGGCCGAGCUGUGGUCCGACCAGGACGCCUUUAAAGCUCAUCUUCACGCCACGUUCCAGCAGUGAAGCUCCUCCUCCGCCGCUCUCUGUACCAUAUUUCUGUGUUUGUUUGGUUUUUCUGCUUUAAAUAAAGUUCUUAUUCAACACUGA